GCUUCUUCCGCCCAGCUGUGGCGUGCCCGUCGCCAUGCCGGAGCCUGGCUCAGAAGGCUGGCCAGCGGGGAAGGUCUUCGAAGCCGGCAUUCAGGGCUUCACAUACGAUGACCUGGUCUUCAUGCCGGGGAGUCCCAAAUGUGAGGCUUCAGAGGUGGACCUGUCCAGUCACAUCACAAAGAACAUUCGCUUGACCUGUCCAGUACUGGGAAGUCCAUCGGACACGGUGACCGAAGCCAAGAUGGCCAUCGAACUGGCGCUGGCGGGUGGGAUGGGCAUCAUCCAUGCCAACCAGAGCAUUGAGAGCCAGGUGGAGAUGGUCCAGCAGGUGAAGCGUUUCGUGAGCGGCUUCAUCCUGGAACCCUUUGUGAUGAGUCCUACACAGACCCUGGCAGAGCUGGAUAAGUUGAAGGACACCAAAGGCGUGUCCACAGUGCCCAUCACCCAUGACGGGCAGCUGGGCGGCCGGCUACUGGGCAUCGUGACGUCCAGAGAUGCGGACCUCUGCGAGGAUCGCAAGGAGUUUCUCUGCAAGGUGAUGACGGAGAAGAUCGUCACCGCCAAGGAGCCGCUGGCGUUUUCGGAAGCUCUGGAGGUGUUGAAGCAAAGCAAGGUUGGGAAGCUUUUGAUCCUGGAUGCCGAAGACCGCUUGGUCUCGAUGGUCACAAGAAGUGACUUGAAAAAAGUCCGUGAUUUUCCAGAGAUGUCCCGCGACGUCUCCGGCAAGUUGUUGGUGGCCGGCGCCGUGCCGGCCCGGGAGGGGCGGCCGGACGAGGAGCGAGCCAAGGCGCUGGCCGAGGCCGGCGCCAACGUGCUGUACCUCUUUGGGGAUGGGAUCGAUGCGCAGCUGGAGCUGAUUUGGAAGCUGAAAUCCGCCUACCCCCUGGUGGAGAUCUUGGCCGGUCCAGCAGCCUCGGUCCGGGAGGCGAAGCGUUUGAUCCAGGCCGGCGCCGAUGGCAUCGUGGCGGGCACCGGCUGCGACGUGGGGGGCGACCCUGCGGCGCCGCAGGCGGUGGCACUGGGACGUGGGGAGGCGACGAUGGUCUACGAGGUGGCCUUCUACGUGACCCGCAACUUCAACGUCCCCGUCUGCGCGGCGGGGUGCCGUAGCAGCUCCCAGGCCUUGGUGGCGCUGGGCCUUGGGGCCUCCUCGCUGAUGCUGCGGGAGCCGCUGGCCGGGGCCCUGGAGGCGCCCUCCGGCGGCACGGCGGCAGCACCGCGGCACCACAGCCACAGCCUGGUGCACUGCGUGGGGCUGCGCUACGGCGCCAGCAGGGCCUGGGAACGGCAGGUCACGGUGCCCAGGAGUGUGGCACAGGAGGUGACGCAUAAGAGUCAGGUGAAAGCCUUCUUGUUGUACUUCCUCUCGGGUUUACGCAAGGGUCUGCGAGAGCUGGGCUAUCGCAGUUUACCCGAGCUUCAUGAGGGGUUGGAGAAAGAACUGCUGCGGAUGGAGUGCAGAUUGCCUUAUGGCCUUCAGCUCCGAGAAUGGCGAUGUCAAAAGGCGAUGGCCAAUGGCCAAUUGCCACAAGCCUGCAGGGCGUGAGGUAUGUGAGCUAUUGAUGGUUCAUUGGCUGAUGGUUAUAUAGUGGCUACAGUGAU
Messenger RNA from Cladocopium goreaui, 1602 nucleotides. NCBI's taxonomy places the organism in Eukaryota, Dinophyceae, Suessiales, Symbiodiniaceae. The record is from the annotation of a GenBank genome assembly.